AUGUCUCAGAGUAUUCUUUUGCAGAACGGCUCAGUCAUAGUCCACGAUGAAAACGAUCGCAUACGCGUUCUCAACAACUGCGAUAUUCUAAUCUCAGAUGGAGUGAUCAAGGAAGUAGGAAAGAAUAUUUCUCAUGCCAAGGUUACUGAGGUUUUAGACUGUGCCAACAAGAUUAUCAGUCCCGGAUUUGUCGACACUCACCAUCAUUUAUGGCAAACACAGCUCAAGGGCUAUGGCUUAAAUAACUGCUGGCUGGACUACUUCUCCGAUGAUCUCCUGCAAUCUUUCAACUACACCCCCGACGACAUUUACUGGGGUCAAGUGGCAGGUUGCUUAGAAGCACUUGAUGCUGGGACAACUUUCGUCCUUGACCACUGCCAUGGAUGUCGCACCCCGGAGCACGCUGAGGCAGCUGUAGCUGCAUUUACUGACUCGGGCAUCCGAGGUGUGUUUGCAUAUGCUGAAACAUUUCUGAACCUCGCCAAGUGGGAUGCCGAGUCCUGUAUUCCCCGAGUUACAUCUGUGUCCGAUACUUAUGUCGAGCACGUAGAGAGCCUGGUUGAGAAAGGUCCAUUCGCCGAUGGACGUGUCACAAUAGGUGUUGCAUUUGACAAUUACCACUUACCUCAACAUGAAGUAGAGAAACUAUUUCACAGAGCCGUCAAGGCUGGGGUCAAGCUCAUUACAUCGCACUGUGGAAACUUUGGACCAUCCACACCUCAAGCUCUGGAAAGAUAUUCGCUCUUCCCUUCACCAGAAAAUGACUAUACCAUCGUCCUUUCUCACGGAAAUUACCUUGACAAAUCAGACUUGGCCAUGCUUUCUCAACGCCAGAUUCCACUUUCUUGCACUCCAGCUACAGAAGCUCAAGGCUCUAUGGGAUGGCCUCUUCUAUUCGAGCCUGGACUAAAUACUUCUUUGGGCGCUGACUGCCACUUUUUGAACUCCUCGAGUCUCAUGCAGGCCGCACGCAACGCCCUACUUUUAUCUCGUCUUCAAAAGACUCUAGAGCUCAAGGGUGAAGGUAAAAAGCCAGUCAAGUUCAACGAGACGACGUAUGAUGUGUUUAACAAAGCAACAAUCCAAGGUGCCAGGGCUGUUGGCAUGCAAGACCAGAUUGGUUCAAUCAAAGUUGGUAAACGGGCAGAUAUCUUAGUCUUUUCCAGAACUUCGUCACUGGCCUUUGGAGCUUCUGCGAGGGAAAAUACGGUGGCAGCUAUUGUUGGGUAUAGCGAGUCUCGUGACAUUGAGGCUGUAUUGGUCGGAGGCAUAUUUCGGAAGAGGUCGGGAAAGCUAGUCCCCAUUUCGAGAAAUGGGGAAACAAUAGGACUUGAUUCUAUUAUGUCGGAACUACAUCGGAGUAGUGAGGCAAUUAGGAAAAGGCGGGAAGGUUGCAAUCUGGAGCUGUCAAGAGACUUGGUUCUCAAGAUCGCAACUCCGAGGUAG
Fusarium venenatum is the source of this 1446-nucleotide messenger RNA. RefSeq lists its product as uncharacterized. The record is from RefSeq and is a predicted model, not a curated record. Gene Ontology annotation, molecular function: hydrolase activity, acting on carbon-nitrogen (but not peptide) bonds. Lineage: Eukaryota; Fungi; Ascomycota; Sordariomycetes; Hypocreales; Nectriaceae.